UCGUUUACAUUUCUAGUAAAAUAAGAGAAUUUUCAAAUUAUUACUCAAAAAUAUUUUAUUUGUGAAAUUUAAAAGAACACAAUAUAGUAAAAUAUAAUUUUAUGUCAAAAUAUUCAAAUAACAAAAAAGUUUAAAUUGAAAAAAUAAUGGAAAAUCUAUCGGAAAGGCAAAUGUGGUUGGAUGCACCAAUAAAAUUGCUUAUAAGUAAUUUAGUUGAGUUGCAACCCAAAGUGGGUAAAUCGGCAGCUUUAAAAAACAAGAAAAAGUUGUGGGAUUUGAUAUCAGAGGAACUAAAAUCAAAUGGAUACAUGUUUACACCAAUACAGGUUGAAACAAAAUUUAGGAGUUUAGAAAGGCAAUAUAAAAAAACCAAGCUUAACAACAAAUUAACGGGACGGUCAAAAAUGACUUGCCCGUAUGAAAGUGAACUAGCGGAUCUCUUUGGAGACAAAAGAGGUCUCAAUCCAGACUAUAUCCUAAAUAAUGAAGAACUUGAGGGAGUUUGUAGAAAUGAAUCUAAAAGUUAGAUAUUCCUAUUUAACGUAAAUGUGUAUUUAUGACAUAUAAACACAUACAUAUUUUUAGAUUUAGACGAUCUAGAUGAUCCAGAUGAUCAGCCAAGCCCAAAAGAAAAAAGAACAACAGUUCAAAGCAAAGCAUUUAAAAAAAUUGAGGAAAUCGGGGAGCAAAAUCGAUUAUUUCAAGAAAAAAUUUUAAAUAUACUUCGUAAAAA
Molecule: messenger RNA, 733 nt
Organism: Lucilia cuprina (Australian sheep blowfly)
Lineage: Eukaryota; Metazoa; Arthropoda; Insecta; Diptera; Calliphoridae
Product: zinc finger protein with KRAB and SCAN domains 2-like
Exons: 3
Coding region: 147-527 (126 amino acids)
Source: RefSeq, a predicted model, not a curated record